This is a messenger RNA of Ailuropoda melanoleuca (giant panda), 7897 nucleotides long. RefSeq lists its product as uncharacterized. The transcript is spliced from 3 exons. The coding region runs from base 5936 to 6925 and encodes 329 amino acids. The record is from RefSeq and is a predicted model, not a curated record. NCBI's taxonomy places the organism in Eukaryota, Metazoa, Chordata, Mammalia, Carnivora, Ursidae.
CCNCCCCCCGUUAGCUGCUGUGUGCCCCCACUGUACCACCACCCCCUCAGCCUCUGUCCCCAAGGUCCGAGCGCCAUCUGGUGGCAGGAUUGGAUUCACUUUCAAUGCAUGCUGGACCCCAUGACCCUCAGGGAGCGCUCACUGCUUUUCCCAGGCCAUGGAGGUGGGGAGCCUGGCCUCACUCUCAGGGUUCAGGCUCGGCCACUUGCAGUGAGCCUCGUUCCAGUGGGCACUUGCCAGGUGGGGUGUCAUUUUCUGCCCUGCCUUGUGUAGGUCCCUGAAGUCUUCUGCCUUCCUGUUUCCUGGCUUGUGUGCAGAGAAGCCCCCUCUGAUGCUUACCGUCACAUGGUACAGAGUUCUGGAGGACCCACAUUGGACUCUGGCAGACCGUGCUGUUCAGAGGCUGGCUCUGCCCUCGGGAUGGGUAACCAAAGGUGGGGCCAUUGAGCUGGUGUCUUCCGACCACAAGCUGGUGUUUCUUGGAUGCUCUGGGGGGCACUGACUAUCCCCUCUGUCAGUUUCAGAUGGUAUCGGUUUCCAAGCCUUUGUCCCUGGGCUGAAUUCACAGUUGAGCUGGGGCUCAGGUUUUGAUUAAGGGGAGCAGGGCUGGUGGGGGUCUCCUGGUGUGCAGUGCUCCUGGUGUCCCCCAUCCUGUCCCCAGCCGGAUGCUGCACUGGGUGAGAUCCAUUUGAGAAAGAACGUGCUCACAUCUCUUAAAUAAACCCUUGCAGCUCUGGUGGGGGUCAUGCUGUUUUCUGUGGCUGUGGGGGCUCUGGCCACCCCUCCGCACUCUGGCUGGGCAUGAUAUGUGCAGGGGGCUCAGCCCCGCUGGACCCUGGAGUCACCUAGGGCCAUGCAGGAGUCUGGGACACCUGGAGUGGUAUCCCUGCCCCCACUGGGGAGCCCCUGGAAGGACACAGUUGCCAUUUCUGGGGCUGGGGGGUGGGGAGGUCAUGAGUUGGCCCAUGUUUAACGACAGCACGGAAGCAGCUGCAGACUUAGGGAAAAGUUGCAAGUAGAGCUUUCUUCCGGAAUCAGUGGAGGGGAAGUUGUGGUUCCGGUGCCCUUCACCGUCCGUGCUUUGGGGGGCCUGCAACAGAAGGCACACUGGGCCGGGUUCACCACGGGUUCCUGCUGGCUGGUGCUCGGUGUGUUCACGGCGUUCUGAGCCUCCAGUUCGGUCCCCCGGCCCCCCGGGGUUUCCUGUAAUCUUCCUGGACAGGUGACCUCAGCACUCUUGAAGGUCAGCGAGUGACUGUGUAGGAAGGUCCCCGGGUCGGGUUUAUGCGAGGUGUCCUCAUGAGCUUGAGUCUGCGGUGUUUGUAGGAAUAUUCCAGAAGCGCAUCCCGGCGGGUGGUGUGAAAUUUCCGUUUGCCCUGUGGCUGGUGCCUACCCUGUCCCUUGGUGGCGGCCGUGGCGGCCGGGCUGCCCAGCGGGAAGUUGCUCCUUCUCCCUUUGUGGUGAAGGGGGUGGUUUGAAGCCAUGUGAGCAUCUGCCUCGCCAAACUUCCUUCAGUUUCUUCUCCCUCCCGCACUCGUGUGUGUGCACCAUGCUUCCUUCCAUUCGGUGCGUUACGUGUCGGCUCUUGCUGUAUUUCAUUUCAUGCUCAGGUUCUCCUUUGGCCAGCGGGAACUGCUUCAUCCAGCUUGUGUGUCCAUUUGCUAGGUACCGGCCAUCUUUUGAACGCCUCUUUGCUUUCUGGCGUGAAAAGAUGUUCCGGGCUCAUGUUGCACUUUCUCUGCCCCAGCCCUGGAAGCAGCCGUUGCUCCAAGGGCCCCUGCUCCUUUAGCAAGAAUAGCACCUAGGAACCAAGAUGAGGGUGUGCGUUGUGCCUGCCGCUGCCGGGGUAUCGGUGUGCCCCGGCUCUCUUGGAGCAUAGAGCUAGGGAGCAUGUGCAUGCAUCUCUCUGUCCAUCUGUCUGUCUAUCCAUCUGUUAGUUCGUCCAUCCAUCCGUCCAUCUGUCUUUUGGUCCAUCUAUCAUUCAUCCAUCCAUCUAUCCAUCUAUCCAUUGUGUGUCUGUCCCUCUGUCCAUCCAUCCGUUCAUCUGUCCAUCGAUCUGUCCAUCCAUUCAUCCAUCCGUCCGUCCAUCCAUCCAUCCAUUGGUCCAUCCAUCCAUCCAUCCAUCCAUCCUAUCUAUUGACAACCAUGAGAUUACGCUAGUACCUCCAUUUUCAAACCAACACCACGGGGCACAUCCGGUUUUCUUUCUGUGUGGUUGUAACCCUUUUUUUCUGAGUGGUUCCUGUUCUCCUUCAUCUGUGCACUCGGUAGUUCUCCUGUAAAUACUCAUCUCCCAUUGCUGCUGCCAUCCCCGCCCCACAGAGAUGCCCUUCUCACCCCACGUGGGUGCCCUUUGGAUGCCCUCCAACCACAAACCUCCAGGAAAGAGCUUUCCAGAUGGAGAGAUGGUACUGUCAGGCCCUUUAAAAUUAGGAAUAGCAAAAUUACAACCUGGCCAGCUCAUUAAAACCAAAUAAAUAAGUUAAAAAAGUAAACAUUAGAAGAAAUAUUUCUCUUUAUUCACAAAUAACAUGAUUGUCCAUAUAGAAAGGCUAAAAUUAUUGAAUAGUGAGAAUUCGGCAAAAUGGCUUGCUAUAAGAUUAAUACACUGAAAUCAAUUACUUUUCUAAACAUUAGCAAUAAACUCUGAUAAGUUUCUUUUAAAAGAUACCAAAAGAAGUACUAUUUACAUGACAAUAAAAUUUUCAAGGCCCUUAAAGAUACAUUGAACAAGAGAUGUUCAAGGCCGAUAUACAGAAAACUAUAAAAUGUCAUUAAUGUCCAGGAUUGUGGACUCGAGGGGAGCAUGCUAGGUAUCCAGUUACUGCAUGGUGACCUCGGACACUCCACGCUUACCUGCUCGUGGCUCUGCAGCCCCGGCCUCGCUGGGCCCUCUUCAUGGCCGGGCUGGGGCUGUGCUCCACCUGGGUUCUCUGGGAAGAGCCCUCGCCUACGCUCAUUCAGGUCAUCAGCCGAAUUCCGAGGCAAAAGGGCUGAGGCUGUAGGUAAUAGCCCUUGAUGUGACCCCAUUUCCUCAUUGGCUGUCCAUGGAGGGUGCCUCUUAGGAACUGGAGGCUGCCUGCGUUCUCUGCCACAUGGCCCCUAGUCCUCAGUCAGCAACAGAGGACCUGCUGCGAAUCCAAUCCCUCACCCUUCACGCCUCUCCUCCAGGAAGAGCCGUGACCCUUUACAGACUCACCUGAUUAGGUCAGGCCCACCGGGAUACUCUCCCUUUCUUGAAGUCAGCUGUGUUGAAAUCAGCACCAACCCCAGGAGUGACUGUGGCAUCAUAGUCAUGGGUCCACCCACGCCCGGCGGGAGGAGCUUAUAGAAGGGUGAGGGUCACUGGGGGUCAUCUCAGAAUUCUGCCUACUAUGAUUGUCCUGUUCAUGACCAGAAAGAGUUGAUGUUAACAUGUCCGUCUUCCCCAAUCAAUCCAUGGAUCUGUUAACAUUCUAAACAUAAUGCAGAUCUUUUCAACAACGUUUGAUGAACUGAUUGAAAAAUUUACAUGAAACCUAACAUGCAAAAAAUAGCCGUGUCACUUCUAUGGGACAAUUUGGUUGAGGACCUUGUUCUGCCAGCGUUCUGGACUCACUGAAGCUACGGUGACCAGGACAGCCUGACCCUGGUGCUGGGGCCAAUGGAGGGAUGGAAUGAAGAGCCCAGAAAUGCCAGCAGCGAGGGGCUGGGGCAUCUGGGAGGCCCCGUACGCCCCCGGGGCCAGAGUGGCCUCGGUCAGCGUCUGCGUGGGCUUUCCGCCGGGCUGGCAGGUGCAGAGGCGCGGUGGCCAUGGCCCAGCCGGCCAAGCCGGCAGCUGGACGGGGUCCAGGACCUGGGCCAGGGACCUGGGAGUGGGCUCUUAGCAAGCGGUUUGGGGCCUUUCAUGUGGUCUCAUCUGCUCAGCACAGCAGGGAGGAAUCUUGUCUUUCACCAAAACAGCCAGGUUUUGGUUUUCUGCCUCAGAGAUAAUUGGUGGUUCCUAUUAUUAAAAGGUUAGAACAAUUCAUUGUUUUUUUUUUUUUUUUGAAGGAAAGUGGAAGGCAGGCACACUGUGCUGCUCUUAAAAAUUUAAGAAGGGGGCGUGGGGCUCGACAAUGCCCCUCACAUCAAAGUGGCCAGCAGACGCCUGGGCAGGGUGCAGGCAGCCCAACCCCAGCCCACUGAUCACACCGGGGGGCCCCAGCCAUUCUGGUAACACAAUUGGAGCCACACCCGGGCGGCGGGCCCACACCUGCAGGGAUCUGGGCGGCCCGGCUGCUGUCCUUGGUUUGACAGCAGUUGGCUAAUCCGCAUCUGGGCCCCGGUGACACCUGUCGCCAGGUGAGCCAGACCUGCCUUGCCCGCCUCCCCUGCCUUCCCUUUUUCCUCUCAGCUAAUGGGCAGGUGGAUGGGGCCCACUAAGACCGGACUUCGUGGUGGAGGAGACCAUCCUGGAGCGGGAGGCACGGGGCCAGCAGCUCUCAGGCUCCUCCAGAUGAGGCUUGCCCGAACAGAGCUGUGGGCUGCAGCCUAGGCGGUCUGAUUUGGGUGACCUGGGGUCAGGGGGCGAGGAACCUGAAUUUCUAAUAAUUUCCGAGGGGAUGUUGCUGCGGUCUAGAGACCAGGGUUCGAGAACAGCUGGCUCGGACAGAGUGAGGUUUCUCCCUCUUCGUCUGCUUGCUCUCCACAUUGUUGCUGUUGGUGGAUUGUAAAGCAAUACUUAGUGGACGCAAUUACAGAAAGGACCCCUUUCUGAGUGGACCCCUCCGGCUUCUCUCCAGGCGGGCAGAGUCCAGGCAGCACAUUGUCUCCCUGCCAUCCCACCCCCUUUUCUGUUGCCUGGAUUCUGGGUCUGUGUGCAAACUGCACACCCGGACAUGGAGAACCUGGCUGCAUCCCAAGCCAGACAAGAGCCCUGCCCAGGCUUGGGGGGUGGGUGUGGCGGGCAGGGACACCAACAAGGGCCCUGGUCCUGCCUCCAUGGGGGUCCUGCCACCCUCCCGCAGCAACAUGACCGUACGCUCGCUCUCCUUGCUGUUCCCCCGCCCUGUGGGGCAGUGGGUGUUUUUGUUCCUUCCUCUGUCCCCAGGGCCUGUGCUGCUUGUGUGUGGCUGGUGCUUGGUGAGGAUCUGUGAGGGAGAGAAUCUGUAGUGAUUGCUGCCAUUGGACUCCGGGAAACACAGAUGUCAUCUUGCCUCAGACACUCGCAUUCCCUCUAGAAAUAUGCACCACGGGCUGCGAUCCACCAGGCACGCACAUAAAAUGGGAUGAAAACAGAAAAGGCGGGGGCCAGGAGCGGGAGGAAGAGGCUGCACGUAUGCCCGAGGAGGACCCGCUCCUGCUGCAGGCCAGCGUGGAGCUCCCCCGCAGCCUUUGGGAAAAGGGGAACAGGUUUCUCUGCCAGAGGAGGCCUCAGGCUGCUGGUUGGUGGGAGGCUGGGCUGGGGUGGAGGCGAGCAGCCUGCGACCCACAGCCUUGCUGUUGUCAUCUUGUUUCCAGGUCUCGUUGAGGGGGCCCCACGAGGGGAAGGAUGUGAAAGCAGUGAACACGUAAGGGGACUGUCGAGAGGCCACAGCAGCAGUGGUAAUUAAGCCACCAUCCAGAGAGGCUGCGGCCACCUGAUCUGGGCCCCACCCGCUGCACACUGUGACCUUGACGUGCGGUUAGCCUCCCGGAGCACCCGCUCCCUCGACUGGAAAGGAGGUGGGGGGCUGCUGCCAUGAAUGAUGACACCGAGGAAGCUGAUGUGCUGACCCCGGUGGGCUUUCGAACUUCAGACCUGUGGUUCAAUCUCGGAGCUCCUUGUAGGAGCCUGUCCUGACAGGCGGCACGGUGGACAGUGCACACAAGUCUGUCAUGAGGGCAAGUUCCCUUGGCCCCAGGGAGCCCCGUGCCAGGCUUGACAGAACCUUGGUUUUUAUCUGAUGAGUGCCGAUACCCAGCUGCUCAGCACAUGGGCCCACGGUCGGUGCAGGCACCCCACAGUAACCCGGAUUUCACAGGGGCCCCGAUUCAGGACAUGGAAGCACAGUCUGCUCCGCUGGUCAGUCUGGAGGCCCUCGCUGGUGUCCCACCGCUUCUGUGCAGGGAUGGAAGGAAGCUGGGUGAGGGCAGCCCAAGGGCCUUGGGUCGAGGUCGGGGGUGGCAUGACCGAUGGUGUGCAGAACCGAGUGGGGAGGGUGGAGGUGGGCAGUCACAGCAAAGGCUGGCGGCCCCGUGGGGCCCUUGUGGCCACUCGGGGUUGCAGUCACGCCAUCCCCCUCCCUGUGCCUCUUGCUUCCCGUCUGGCGCACCAAGAGCCGGCCCCCACAGUGGGACCCUGGGGAGAAGAGAUUUGGGACAAAGGGGGCAGUUUCCCAGGAGGGGACCAGGUCAGAGCCUACUCUGGGAUUCUGUCUGGCCGCUCGUCUGCUGGGUCCCUCCCACUGGCCAGCACCUCCAGCGACAGGGGCUGUGCCUGUCCGUGGGUAUGACACUUGCUGCUGGAGACCUUGGACAGGUCUCCACACAGCUCCAUCACAGUGUCCUCUCUGUGUCCCCCCAUGACCCCCCAUGUGACCCGCCUCCGGGCCCAGGAAGCCUCCGGUGUUCCUUGCCCCAUGGACUGCAGGCUGGGAUUGCUGCCCUGCUGCCCUGGCGUCGGUCACUGUCCCCAGCAGCCCUCAAGUUGAUCCCGAGCCCGGCACGGCAUGUGGUGUUGGCAGCUGGGGGGGGCACCUCAGUGGCGAAAGCCCUACCCCUUCCCCUCUGGGCACUUUCGCUCUCCUGGGAGGGAGAGGGCUUCCGAGCCGGGGAGCUGGUGUUUAUCCAUUUCUUUGGUCACUUCUGUUCACGCCGGAAGGGCUCCGUCUCCGGAUGUCACGCCUCUUGUGUUCAGGUGGAAUGUCGUGGAUCGCGUCCCGCUGUGGUGUGUUUGCCUAGAAGCAAACCCAGCGACGUUUGAGCCUGUCGAUCUCUCCUCUCGAUGGUGCCAGCGUGGGUGGCUUGUCCCUCUGGGUUGCAGUAUUUCAGACUCGUGUGCUGACCUUCUACACUGAGAAAGAUGUUUAAGGAAGGACAGGACGUCUACUGUGCGCCCCCAUGUCCAGGCAGGAGGUGGACUGUGGAAAAAGUUGACACGAGCAGCUUCAAAACAAACUGCAAAGUUCUUGAUUGGACAGUCGGUUGUCGUUUGUAGCCCUUGUGGUGCCAGGGGGCCUCGGGCAGCUGCCGAAUCUGUGGCCCCUUCGUAGGAAAAGGUCUUUGAGCCGUAACCUAAAACAUGUGGAAGUACAAGGGGAAUAAUUGUAUUGAAAAAGUGCUAACACAAUAUUAAUAAAUCCAAACGUGGGACAGAGGAGAUCCGCAACCUGCCCCAAGUUCAAAACAACAUUUUGGGAUGUUGACACGGGCGGCCAUGUGAUAGGAGAGUAGCUGUGAUUUAUGCUGGGGAAGGGCAAGAGCUCUCACUGACCCCUGGUUCAUGGCUGGUCCGUGCUGUGAUUUGGUUUUCCCACCCAAGUCCCCAGCUCUCCGGAACCACAGAGGUCCCUGUUGAUUUCCUGCUGGGACUCCCUGCCCCCUUCCCCUGGGUAUGGUGGCACAAGAACUUAGUUCUGAUUUCAGCCAAGGCUGGGGCGGCGACCCCAACCCCCUGGCCAGGAAGCCUCCCUGGCGCCCCCAUCUGAAUGAACCCCUCCUGCUCCCACCACGUUUUCUAUCUGUUCCAGCACUGACCCCACCCAUGUCACAAGUGCCUGGGGGCCUGUGAGCCCCCAGGGUCCUGGAGGGUCUCAAGCCUCCUGCAUCCCAAAUGAAUGAAAUAAAUCCCAACGGAUGUGACACCUGAGCCAACCCAAACGGAGGCCGUAGUGUGCAUGGAUCUGUGAGUCAAGAAGGGAUGUUUUGUGGUUUCAUUUCAGUGGCUCCCAGAUGU